AUGGGAUUACCUGCACCUCGCAAAGAACUCCGCGCGCCUCGGCCGCCUUCACCCACAGAGGAGAGCGUUCCUCCGGUCGACGAGCUCCAAGAUCUUACCACGGCUGCCGAGCAGCAGGUACCACCCAAGCUCCGCAGGGUCAUUUCUGGCCAGGAAGCCCAGCCGGCGCCCUUUCCUCCUCCUACUCAGCUGUCUCAUGACGCGCCCACGCAAACGCCUGCGCCCAACCCUCGUCGCGUGAAACAACGAGAGCGUCGUCGCCCACCGCGCAAAAACAGCCGGCAUUGCAUGCACACGUGCGAUGACGCCAAUCAGACGUGCAAUCGGACUAUCUAUGGCAAAAACAAAAACUUCCUCACGCAUAUCGGCAGUCACUCCCAGAAGACGCACAGUGAGUGCCAUCCGGAUUGCCCGGGAUACCAAUAUCUUGGUGCUGUGGCGUGGGCUAAGAUCGAACAAAUGCCCCAUGGUUCGGCGUAG
This is a messenger RNA of Peniophora sp. CBMAI 1063, 480 nucleotides long. The record is from the annotation of a GenBank genome assembly. Lineage: Eukaryota; Fungi; Basidiomycota; Agaricomycetes; Russulales; Peniophoraceae.